Molecule: messenger RNA, 1107 nt
Organism: Peronospora belbahrii
Lineage: Eukaryota; Oomycota; Peronosporomycetes; Peronosporales; Peronosporaceae
Source: the annotation of a GenBank genome assembly
AUGUCGUCUGCAAUGAUCAAGAUCGCUGAGCUAGAGGCGGAAUAUGCACGUACACAGAAGAAUAAAGCAACAAUGAAGCAUCUGUGUUUACUAAAGGCAAAAAUUGCCAAAUUACGACGUGAAAUGACGGAUGCAGGCUCCAAGUCUGGCGGUGGUACGGGCGAAGGUUUUGACGUGAAUAAAGUGGGUGAUACACGCGUGGGGCUUGUGGGAUUUCCUUCUGUUGGCAAGUCAACACUCUUGACUAAACUAACAGGAACUUUCUCAGAGGCCGCUUCUUAUGAGUUUACAACGCUUACGGCUAUCCCUGGCACGCUCAAUUACCGGGGUGCACGCAUCCAGAUCCUUGACUUACCUGGUAUUAUUGAAGGUGCUAAGGAUGGCAAAGGAAGAGGACGACAGGUCAUUGGUACAGCACGGACCUGCAAUGUGAUUCUUAUUGUGCUCGAUGCCAUGAAACCUGCGACUCAUAAGAAACUUAUUGAAUUUGAGCUCGAGGGGUUUGGCAUUCGACUAAACAAGAAGCCGGCCAAUAUGGUGUUUCGGCGCAAGGAACGAGGAGGUAUUCACUUUCAGACCACUUGUCCGCAAAGUGAACUAGAUGCCGACAUGGUGUCCCAGAUUUUGCACGAGUACAAGAUCCACAAUGCCGACGUGACGCUGCGCGCGGAUGUAACGGUGGAUGAAUUUAUCGAUCAGGUUGAAGGAAAUCGCGUAUAUAUUCCGUGUCUAUAUGUGCUGAACAAGAUCGAUCAGCUUACGAUCGAAGAGCUUACGAUUAUCGACCAGAUUCCGCACAACGUAGUGAUUUCGGCACACCAUGGCUGGAACUUGGAUGAGCUACUAGAGACAAUCUGGGACUACUGCCACAUGAUUCGCAUCUACACGAAGCCUAGAGGUCGACUGCCGGACUAUAACGCGCCUGUUAUUCUGCACGAGGAGUCACCGACAGUGGAGAACUUUUGUCAGCGCAUUCACAAGUCGUUGUUGAAGGAUUUCAAGUACGCCUGGGUUUGGGGAGCGUCAUGCAAGCAUCAGCCGCAGAAGGUGGGCAAGGAACAUUUGCUGCAAGACGAAGAUAUUGUACAGAUUGUCAAGAAAGUGUAA